UCACGUCUCACCCCUCCCUAACACGCCAGCGGAGUUCGACAUAGCCAGUUCUAGUUGUUUUCAUCCUACAAGUAAAAUUUCCCUCUAUUCUGUCGAUCUUCCGUUGGCCACUCCGGUGAUUCUUUACCUGUCAAAGGAAUCAAAGACGAAGAAUGAGGGAUUGACGGAUCUGUGCUGCUCAAUCCCUCUGCUAACACAGUCAAUCAUAUUCCCCAAGUUGAAGAAUUCAAGUGAUCGGCAUUCCAAUUGGGAGAAGUAGAUAUGGGGAAUUUAUUCGUUAAGAAACCCAAAGUCACCGAUGUUGAUAAAGCGAUUCUCUCUCUCAAGACGCAGAGACGCAAACUCGGCCAAUAUCAACAACAGCUUGAUGCUGUCAUUGAAGCAGAAAAGAAUGCUGCAAGAGAGUUAGUUCGACAAAAGAAAAAGGAUCGGGCCUUGUUAGCUUUGAAGAAGAAAAAGGCACAAGAAGAAUUAUUAAAGCAAGUUGAUGCCUGGUUGAUUAAUGUUGAGCAACAAUUGUCAGAUAUUGAAUUGGCCAGCAAACAGAAAGCUGUUUUUGAAAGUUUGAAGGCUGGCAAUAAUGCGAUCAAAGCUAUACAAAGUGAAAUUAAUAUUGAUGAUGUCCAAAAGCUGAUGGAUGAUACUGCCGAAGCCAAGGCAUAUCAAGAUGAAAUUAAUGCCAUCUUAGGAGAGAAAUUAUCAGAAGAAGAUGAGGAGCAAAUCUUAGCAGAAUUUGAGAGCUUGGAAGCUCAGCUCAUUGUUCAAGAUCUGCCGGAGGUUCCAACAUCCGAAGAAAAUGCUGAAAAGUUGGUUCUUCCCGACGUGCCAUCCAAAAAACCUGUUGCAGCUGAUGCCAUUGAAGAAGAUGCUGAAAUUGUUUCAUCUGAUGCACCCACAAAGAGAAGAGUUAUGGAAGAACCUUUGGCAGCAUAAAUGUGGGUACUCUGAAGGAGGUGGCUCAUUAUGUUCUUCAUGUAACUGGUGAAGUGGUUUGAGCUGAGCAUCUGUUAUUUGAUUUUCUGAAUUCUUACCGAGGGUCAUAAUGGCUCUUUCACCAAUGUGAUGUUUGUACAGACACUUCCUCAUGCACGUAUAUAAAUGUAUUUUCUUUCUACUUAGGGGUGUGUUUUCCGAAGGCUUGUUUUUUCCCCCCUCAUUUCUGUUGGAUUAAGUUUUCAGUUAAAUUAUUAUAAUAUUUGUUGUUA
Molecule: messenger RNA, 1205 nt
Organism: Benincasa hispida (wax gourd)
Lineage: Eukaryota; Viridiplantae; Streptophyta; Magnoliopsida; Cucurbitales; Cucurbitaceae
Product: vacuolar protein sorting-associated protein 20 homolog 1-like
Biological process (GO): late endosome to vacuole transport via multivesicular body sorting pathway; vesicle budding from membrane
Cellular component (GO): ESCRT III complex; multivesicular body
Source: RefSeq, a predicted model, not a curated record